CAGAGAAAGAAGAAGCAGCAGCAGCAGCAGAAGAAAGACAGAGAAGAAGAAGACCGAGCAGCAGCAGGAGGAUUUCCAGUCUCGUUGAAGAUGAAUGUGUGUUUGCUGGUCCUGGGUCUGGCCCUGGUUCUGACCCUCUGUGUAGCCCGGUCUCCGUACCAGGCAGUCCUGCAGCACAGUCGGAUCAGAGGCCGGCAGCAGGGGCCGAAUGUUUGUGCCAUGCAGCAGCUGAAAGGCACCGAUAAGAAAUAUUUCACCAACUGCAAACAGUGGUACCAUCGCAAGAUCUGUGGAAAACCCACGGUGAUCACCUACGAGUGCUGUCCUGGCUAUGAGAAGAUUCCUGGAGAGAAGGGCUGUCCAGCUGCGCUGCCUCUGGUGAACAUCUACAACACUCUGGGCGUCGUGGGAGCCUCCACCACUCAGAUGUACUCUGAGCGGGCCAAACUAAAGGACGAGAUCGAAGGUCCGGGAAGCUUCACCUUCUUCGCUCCGAGCAACGAGGCCUGGGCCGCCCUGCCGACAGAGAUUCUGGACGCUCUGGUCAGCAACGUGAACAUCGAGCUGCUGAACGCUCUUCAUUACCACAUGGUGAACCGCCGGCUCACCUCCGAGGAGCUGAAACACGGAUCCUCCUUCGCCUCCAUGUACCAGGACUUCCAUGUUCACAUCCACCACUACAGCAACGGGAUUGUGACGGUGAACUGCGCUCGUCUGAUCAAACCUGACCAACACGCCACCAACGGCAUCGUGCACGUGGUUGACCGCGUCAUCACCGCCAUCUCCAAUGACGUGCACACACUCCUCGACGUCGACGACGACCUGGAGACGCUGCGUACGGCGAUGGCCGCUGCAGGUCUGACCGCCAUGUUGGAGAACGAGGGUCAGUACACCAUCUUCGCUCCCACCAAUGAGGCCUUUGAGAAGAUCCCUCAGGAGACCCUGAACAGGAUCCUGGGUGACCCCGUGGCUCUGAGAGACUUACUGAACUACCACAUCCUGAAGCACAUGCAGUGUGCGGAGUCGAUCGUGUCGGGGACUCCAAUGGAGACUCUGCAGGGCACCAUGCUGGAGGUCGGCUGCGACGGAGACCAGAUGACGCUGAAUGGGAAGGCCAUCAUCACCAAGAAAGACCAGCUGGGAACCAACGGAGUCGUCCACUACAUCAACGAGCUGCUCAUCCCGGACUCAGCCAAAGUUCUGCUGGAGCUGGCUGAAGGUUCAUCUGUUGCCACGGCAACCAGACUGUUUGUUCAAGCGGGUCUGACCCCCCACCUGACGGGCUCCGAGGCUCUGACCAUGCUGGCUCCUCUGGACGACGCCUUCAAAGGUAGUCUGACCAUGACGCCUGACAUGAGGAAGCUGAUGACCAAUCACAUCCUGAAGGAGCAGCUGUCCUCCAACUCUCUGUAUCACGGUCAGGAGCUGGAGACGCUGGGAGGCCUGAAGCUCAGAGUCUUCGUCUACAGAAAUAACCUGUGCAUUGAGAACGCCUGCAUCGCUGCUCAUGACAAGACCGGACGUUACGCCACCAUGUUCACGGUGGACAAAGUCCUCACUCCACCAAUGGGAACAGUGAUGGACGUCCUGAAGGCAGACGACCGCUUCAGCCUCCUGGUCGGUGCCAUCCAGACCGCAGGUAUGACGGAGCUGUUGAACCAGCAGGGGGCGCUGACCUUCUUCGCUCCCACCAACAACGCCUUCAACGCCAUGUCCCAGCCCGACCUCAACAGACUGAUGCGUAACCGUCAGGAGCUGGCAGGUGUGCUCAGGUACCACCUGGGGGAGGGCAUGUUGGUCAGCGGAGGAGUCGGAUCUCACACCAGAGUCAAACCUCUGCAGGGAGAGAAGCUGGAGCUCGGCGUGCGUAACUACACCGUGUACGUCAACAAGGUCCCGGUGGCGGACGCAGACCUGAUGGCGACCAACGGAGUUGUGCACGCCGUCGACAGCAUCAUCAAACCUCUGCCUCCGAAGGUGGACAGAGAACAAGCUGACGGACCUGCAGCUGCUCUCAGACCAGCCGCCUCCUCCAGGGCUGCUGACUCCAAGAGCUUCAGGAACGAUGACCUUUUCCAGAAGGUGGUGAGGAGUCGCUCCAGCAGGACGAUGAAUCAGUAGAACUACAGAGGAGAAGCAGACGUCAGCAGAACAGAACAUGUUCUCCACCCAAAGUGUCAAAAGUCACAAAUCUUACAGGAAAAAUCCCCCGAAAUCCUUUAACACUGCAGUUUGAUGCGUUUCUGGACUCGUUCUGAUCGUUCGUCCGUCCAAAACCCGAACAAACUUCAGCUCUUAGCUUCAGUCCCUCAGAAUCAAACAGCAGCUUCAGUCGUACAGACGCAGAGAAACAGCUGCCAUUCCUCCAAUAUUCAGUUUCUGCCUUCGAUAAGUCAAACGGAACGAUUCCGACAACAGGCUGUAAAACUGAUGAAGCACGAAGACGAACACACUGAUCACACAGAUCACACAGACCGUCACUGAUCACACAGACCGUCACUGAUCACACAGACCGUCACUGAUCACACAGACCGUCACUGAUCAAACAGAUCACACUGAUCACACUGAUCACACAGACCGUCACUGAUCACACAGAUCACACAGACUGUCACUGAUCAUACUGAUCACACAAACCGCCACUGAUCACACCAACCGUCACUGAUCACACAGACCGUCACUGAUCACACUGAUCACACUGACCGUCACUGAUCACACCAACCGUCACUGAUCACACUGAUCACACAGACCGUCACUGAUCACACCGACCGUCACUGAUCACACUGAUCACACUGACCGUCACUGAUCACACCAACCGUCACUGAUCACACUGAUCACACAGACCGUCACUGAUCACACAGACCGUCACUGAUCACACCGACCGUCACUGAUCACACUGAUCACACAGACCGUCACUGAUCACACCAACCGUCACUGAUCACACUGACCGUCACUGAUCACACAGACCAUCACUGAUCACACAGACCGUCACUGAUCACACUGAUCACAGGGAUCACAGGGAUCACACUGACCACACAGAUCCUCACUGAUCAUACUGAUCACACAGACCGUCACUGAUCACAGUGAUCACAGGGAUCACAGGGAUCACACUGAUCACACAGACCGUCACUGAUCACACAGACCGUCACUGAUCACACUGAUCACACUGAUCACAGGGAUCACAGGGAUCACACAGACCGUCACUGAUCACACAGACCGUCACUGAUCACACAGACCAUCACUGAUCACACAGACCGUCACUGAUCACACUGAUCACAGUGAUCACAGGGAUCACACUGACCACACAGAUCCUCACUGAUCAUACUGAUCACACAGACCGUCACUGAUCACAGUGAUCACAGUGAUCACAGAGAUCACACUGACCACACAGAUCCUCACUGAUCAUACUGAUCACACAGACCGAAACUGAUCACACAGACCGUCACUGAUCACACUGACCGUCACUGAUCACACUGAUCACACUGAUCACAGGGAUCACACUGACCACACAGAUCCUAACUGAUCCUAACUGAUCAUACUGAUCACACAGACCGAAACUGAUCACACAGACCGUCACUGAUCACACUGACCGUCACUGAUCACACAGACUGUCACUGAUCACACUGAUCACAGGGAUCACACUGAUCACACAGACCGUCACUAAUCACACUGAUCACACAGACCAUCACUGAUCACACAGAUCACAGGGAUCACACUGAUCACACAGACCGUCACUAAUCACACUGAUCACACAGACCAUCACUGAUCACACAGAUCACGCAGACCGUCACUGAUCACACGGAUCACAGGGAUCACACAGAUCACACAGACCGUCACUGAUCACAUGGAUCACAGGGAUCACACUGAUCACACAGACCGUCACUGAUCACACGGAUCACAGGGAUCAUACUGAUCACACUGACUGUCACUGAUCACACAGACCGUCACUGAUCACACUGAUCACAGGGAUCACAGGGAUCACAGGGAUCACACUGAUCACACAGACCGUCACUGAUCACACAGACCGUCACUGAUCACACGGAUCACAGGGAUCAUACUGAUCACGGGGAUCACACUAAUUACACAUUAAUGAUUGACUGUUUGCUGUUUCUCUUUGGCCGCUGUUCGCCAUUUGUUAAAAUGUUAAAGCAUUCUGGGAAAUGCAGGAAACCACUAACAGGCUGAGAAAAGGUUUGAUAGCCGAUCAGAUCAAUACCUGUUCAUCAGAUGAAUCAAACAGUGUGAGAGGAUCUGAGGGGGAUUUUUCUUCUUCAUCAGUCAGUCAGACGUCUGUGUGGAGAGAAGAAGAAGAAAUUUUGUUUGUGAAGAAGUUUCUUUUUAUUUUUGUUUUCUGUGUACUGUAAAAAAAACCAAAAGUCCAAACUUUGACCCUUUUUGUAAAGUGUGUUUGUUUUCAUUGUGUACUCUGUGUGUCGUUGUCCUGUAGCAUGUCGGCAGGUUUGAGCUACAAACAAACAAACAAACAAACAAACAAACAAACAACAUGACCUGACAGAUUUUAACAUUUUUCCUUUCUGUUUUUUGUAAAAUAAAGCUGAAAAAUUGA
Molecule: messenger RNA, 4564 nt
Organism: Chelmon rostratus (copperband butterflyfish)
Lineage: Eukaryota; Metazoa; Chordata; Actinopteri; Chaetodontiformes; Chaetodontidae
Gene: tgfbi
Product: transforming growth factor, beta-induced
Exons: 17
Coding region: 91-2121 (676 amino acids)
Biological process (GO): extracellular matrix organization; cell adhesion
Cellular component (GO): extracellular matrix
Molecular function (GO): cell adhesion molecule binding
Source: RefSeq, a predicted model, not a curated record